Tetranychus urticae (two-spotted spider mite) is the source of this 1421-nucleotide messenger RNA. Its product is annotated as transmembrane protein 130-like. The record is from RefSeq and is a predicted model, not a curated record. Lineage: Eukaryota; Metazoa; Arthropoda; Arachnida; Trombidiformes; Tetranychidae. Gene Ontology annotation, cellular component: plasma membrane.
GUAAACCCUAAUAAAGCUUUAUGAAGCUGUCAUGAUAAAUAUUUGCAAAAAUUUCUAUCUCAACAUUGUUCAAGUGCAAAUGAUCAAUAAUCUCAGACUAACCAUGCGAAGUUUAUCAUCAUUUUUCAUUUUGUGCAUUGUCUUAUCCAUCAAUGGAAUGACCUGUGACGCGUAUCUUGAGCUGUAUGAUUUUGGACCUGGAACAAUUGGCGCACCAAUGUUAUUUAGAGUUGAUUCUCACAACGGUCCAACGGGCCCUUCAUAUGAAUUUCGAUUCAAAUUUGACCAAUUACCACAAUAUGAUAAAACCAUUGUCUUGAAUCAAUAUAUUGUAGAUUACGUCGUAACAUUUGAAUCAGUGAAAGCUGGUAACUAUACAGUACAAAUUGAUGCAUGGACUUGUAAUCACGGCGUUCCUUUUGAUUCGUUAGGAACUCUUAAUUCUACCUUCCAGCUUACAGAUUCCCUCACUGGAACUAUAGCUGUAAAUGAUAAUCCAAGGAAAAGAGUUGUUUCCACUGCAGAAACGUUUAAACUCACUGCCAGAACGAAAUAUUAUUUCAAUUUUUUCAACUCAGCUAAUAUAAGUUACAAAUGGAUUAUUAAUGAUGAGCCACAAAUAGAAAGCGAAGGUGUUAUUAGACACUCUUUUUCCCAGCCUCAAUUGAACAACAUUUCAGUGAUUGUCACAGCAACUAAAACCAAUGGAAGUCGUCUUAUACAAAAAUCUGGUACAUUCAACCUUACAUUGGAAAGCAAAGAUCCAAUUACUAAUUUGACUAUUGAUGGUCCAACCGAGGUUAAGGUGUUUGAAAGAGUUCAACUGGACUGCAAAAUUCAUGGUGGAACACCUCCAUUUCAAUACGAGUACACUUUUUGGAUGGACAAACCUUACAGCGAAUAUAUUAAUGUUAUCAAAGAUUCGAAUGAAAGCUUCUCAUCAUUAAUCAGAUAUUUCAGUGCAAAAGGGACAAGAACUGCGAAAAUUGUUGCUAGAAAUGAUAUAUCUUCGAUUGAAAAGAGGAUGGAGAUUUCAGUCUACUAGUCUAUAGAACGGACUCGUGAUCGCUCGAAAAAACUGGUAUAAAUUUUCAUAAGAAUUGACAUUUUUUUCAAUGCUGCUCUUCAAACAAGGUGAAUCUAUGAAUAUUAAAUUGAAAAUUUUAAACUAAUGUCACAUUUAAAGUGUUAGUGAUAAACUCCAAAUAAACAUUUUUGAAAGAUCUGACUUGAGAUUUACAGACAAAAUCAUGAGGAACAGUACUGAUAAAAUUGGUGGACAAAGUAAAAUCGUGAAGUUGGUGAAACCGUUUAGGAAAAAAUACAACUGAGGAAGAAUUUUAUCAAAUGAAAAAGAGCAAGUUGGAUCUCAGGUCAGUAUUGAAAGUGAUUCGAAACUGUUUCGCUGAAAUUCAAUUAAU